UCAUCGCUGCGUGACUGUCAGGGUGUCACGGAAGAGGACGGUCGAGAUUAUGCAACAGAUGCGUGUAACGCAACGAAAAGCUAUCGUCGGCGGUUUUCGGGGACACCCUGUACAGCGGCGUACACGUCAAUACCGUAAUACGUUACGAGCGAGUACACGCCGGCGAGUACAAAUAACACGCAACGCCCGUCCGGAGCGUGCAACCGAGAAGACCGGCCUCUCACCUCUUCCUCGCCGCGAUCGGCGCGCACCUGUCCGUAUCCGUAUAUCCGCGUCCGUGUGUUGUGAGCUUUUUCGCGCAACGCGGAGGCACUUGUUCAGCGAGAGCAGCACAGCGACGAAGAGAGGCGGCAGGCAGCAAUCGGCCGCGACGCGAUCAUCGUCGCAACUGGCUGCCGCCGGGAUCUAAAUACCCCUUUCUUUCCGCUCUCGUCCGCCCCGUUAUCGUUUACCCGUUAUCGCCUCGCUCGAUCCUUAUCGCGAUUUACAGGCGCGGAUGGGAAUCCACGCGGACCGCCAGCGGGAUUGGAAAUCAUCCCGUGAAACUUGGGAUCAAAAUUAGGUCUUGGAUCGCUCGGCUUUUUCUCCGAUGAGAAUUUGAAAAGAGAUUUUGACCUCUUGUUUACAGUUUGACAGUCCAAAAAUGAAGCAGGCGAUUUAAAAGGAUAUUUAUUUAAUUGAGAAAUUAAAAAUGUAAAUUAUAAUCUUUCUUUUCCGCUAAAAAAAAA
Molecule: messenger RNA, 728 nt
Organism: Monomorium pharaonis (pharaoh ant)
Lineage: Eukaryota; Metazoa; Arthropoda; Insecta; Hymenoptera; Formicidae
Exons: 2
Coding region: 50-409 (119 amino acids)
Source: RefSeq, a predicted model, not a curated record